UCCGGCCAACGGAGCUCCUCGAUAAGGUCAGGGUCGAGCGGAAUGAACAUGUACUGAGGGAGGGGAUAUGUUUGAGCAACAAGUUAUGACAAGUUAUUUUCCUUGCGUUUAUAUACCUGAUGUUACUAGUAUUCAGAGACGUGUGUAUGUGAGGUGUUACUGAUUUACUGAGUUUCAAGGACGAAAAUCUAUUUUUAAAAAUGAUGGCUCCAAAAAUGUCCAACCACGUGUUGUCAGUAUGUAUAUUCUGCUUUAUAUGCGCCACACAUACGCCUUGUGCGUCGCAUGCAGCUGUUAAACACCACUCCUUCCACCACAAGGAGUAUAGCGAUCCUAUGUAUUCACCGCUUAUAGAAAAAUUCCACGAUUCUCACCGUGACAAUAUACCGAAUCUCGGUAAAAACUCUAACAAUAUUAAAGGAAUAAAUCAUCGAAAAGUAAAACGGAGCAGUGACAGUAACAAUAAAAGCGAUAGUGUAAAUAAUAGUGAUAGUGAUCAAGAUCAUCUUAGAAAAAUAUUUUUAAAAUACGGCGACGGGGAUUUUAUGACGAAAGAAGGUUUCAAAAAGUUCCUAGGGGAUUUGAAUUUGUCACAGUUUGUGAUUAAGGACGAAAAUCACCACCAACAUGAGGACCACGAUAAUAAAGAUACACACGAUUAUUUAGAGGAAAAAAAUACUACUUGUUUUGAGAUCCAACAAAUUUCAACACCAGUAGCAUUAGAAUCUUCAGAUGAAAAAAUUAAUGAAACAUCUUUCUACAAAAUGUGCCCCAUUCUAUUGUACAAUUUAGUAAAUAAAGACUGCAUUAAAAUAAUUGAUGAUCACCAUAUUAUGGAAGACGAAAAUGCCCCAGUGAAUAAUAGUUUUGUAUGGAUGUGUUCCAUACUCGCUAUUGUAAUUAUAAGUGCGUGUGGAGUUCUAUCGUUAGCUAUCAUACCAGUUAUGCAGAAAAGGUUCUACAAACCCCUCAUUCAAUUCCUUGUUGCCCUCGCUGUCGGUACUCUUGCUGGGGAUGCUCUUCUUCAUCUACUUCCUCAUGCUAUGAGUACAACUCACGGCCGUAGUCAUAGUCAUUCACAUCACUCUCAUUUGGUGGAGGAUAACAGUCAUGAUGAGAAUAUACAGAAAGGAUGUGUAGCUAUGCUGGGUCUAACGUUUUUCUUUGUCAUGGAGAGACUGAUAUCACUUUGUGUAAAGUGGUGGAAAGGAAAACAGAAGAAACAUUCUCAUGUUACCGUCAUUGAUGAUAGAAGAGAGAGCAUUGAUCAGAAAAACGAAACUCAAUGCAUGGAUAAAUAUAAUUCCUUUCCUUAUUGUUAUAAGGAUAUAAUGGAUAAUCCACACAAUAAUUUCUGUGAAACAGAUAAAACGGCUACAACAGUAUUGGAUCCUGGUUCAAAAUCUGACUCACAAAAAGUCGCCAAAUCUUCCACUUUAGAGAAGUUGGAACCCAAUAAUCAAAAUGUAGAGUGUCCAUCAGAGUUGAAUAUUUGCACUGAAGCUAAUAAAAUGUUAACACCCGAACAUAAAAACGACGAUUAUACUGUGAUAGUAACAGAACACAAAAGUGAACAUCAUGGACAUUCACACAAACAUGGACACGUUCAUUCUGCGCCAAAGAAUUUUUCUUCAGUAGCGUGGAUGGUCAUUAUGGGAGAUGGGUUACACAACUUUACUGACGGAAUGGCAAUUGGUGCAGCAUUUUCUGGAAGUUUAGCAGGUGGUUUUUCUACAACGGUUGCUGUUUUCUGUCACGAACUUCCUCAUGAACUUGGAGACUUUGCAAUGUUGUUGAAAGCUGGAAUGACCAUUAAACAAGCUAUGUUUUAUAACAUACUAUCCAGUGUCUUAUGCAUAUUUGGCAAUAUUGCUGGACUUAUACUAGGUAAUACAGAAUAUGCCAGCUCAUGGGUAUUUGCAGCAGCUGCUGGCAUGUUCAUUUACAUCGCCCUUGUCGAUAUGAUCCCAGAAUUGAGUUCAGCUCAUGAAGAUGAGGGUAAUGUGGGACAAGCGAUUUUACAUUUGGGCGGCUUACUAAGCGGCUUGGGAAUAAUGGCCCUUAUUGCAUUUUAUGAACACGAUUUAAUGACAGUGUUCAGUGAAAAUUAAACUCGAGUGAUACUUUUAUUUUCUACUUAUUUUAUAGGGAUAAGAGUGGAGUUUAACAAUCAUAUUGGUUAGUUUUUAAAGAUAGUUGAUGUGCUUUUAGUUUAUAAAUAUAGAUACAAGAUAAACCGUAUAUUAAAUUUGUAGAUAGAAUAGAAUAGAAAGUUUUUUGCAUAAUUAUAGAUAGAACCAUCAUUUUGUCCAUAAAUAUUAGGUUUCACUAGUUAUUUCAUUUUGUAUUAACCCUCUACUGCAUAAAUUAUGAAAAAAAAAUAUUUGAUGGUUGUUUAGGCUUUAUUUGGGAAGAAAUUUACUUCAAAAAUGAAAAAAUUCACUGAGAAAAAAGUAUAGUCUAUAUGGAUGAAAUAUAUGAAAUAUAUGAAAUGAAAUAUAAAUUUAAUUGUUUGUCGUAACAUAAGAAAACCAUGCAUUUUCUACACUUUGUGUAAGUUUUUUGGCCACAAAAUUGACAUUUUUGUUGGUUUUUCAUCUAUUCAAGCAUAUGGUCUAUUUUGUUAGCUCUCACGGAGUUUAAAGGUACAUGGAGCAGGACUUCCGUGCCCAGAAACAUACACAACACACAUGUCUAUCAUAUGAAAAAAUAUUCGUUUAUACCAUUUCUUGGAUCUCAAAUGAAUUCUAUACAAACCACAGAUAGAGUCCAAUAAAUUAACGCACCUCAAUACCAGUUAUAUACUUCAAUGGCUUGAGGGCAAUUGAUAAUGUUUUUCUGUUCUAAAGUAUCUUAGUUUAGUAGUCGUUGGUUCACUUCUCACAUAAAUCAAAAGCAUAUUAACUGGUUUAUUAUCAAACCAUGUUACGGCACUAACAAUAACUUCAUCAAUGGGAGCAACCUUUUCAAUGAAAAAUCCGCGUUCUUGUUUUUUCAACCCCUUUUCUUAAGAACUCUGUUCAGGUGCACUAUACCUAGAGGCAAAAGUCUGAUCUUCGUAGGAUGUACCUGGAGCUUAGUGUUAUUGAACCAAUUAUCAAAAAAGAUCUUUGAUUCAUGAGGCUUCGCUGGGUUGUAUGGUUUCAAGUCAUGAAGAACUUUUGUAGGGAUUACCUAUUCAUCAUCUGCCAGAUAUUCCUCUUUCGGUGCUAGUAAAAGUUGCUGCCUAUGCCAUCUUAAAGUGGGCACACACACAAUUUAUCAUGACCUAGACUGCCCAAUGGGAUAUAAUUAUUUUUGUCAUUGAAAUGUAAAUUUUUUUUAUUCAAAUGUAUUUCAUGUCAUAACUUUGUGGCUGUCCUAAAGUCUUGUUCUAGUAAUAUCGUGGGAAGGUUAUUUCACUAUAGAUAUGAAUAUUAUCAUUCCAAUCAAUUGCUCCAUUUCUUGUUUGGUUAUGUUAGCGGGUUUGUUUAUGUUGUCUUGUACGGACUUAAAAUUAGAUUGAUUUGUUAUAGUUUGUAUGAGAUUCUCAGAAAAUAAAAACAAAAAUAAAUCUGCCGGUGUUUCAAGUUUUUCAAUAAACUCUGGUAACUGCGCGACACCAAUAAAUUAAAAACUAUUUUCAUCAAAAGCAUUUAAUUUUUUGGAAUCCCAUUUUAUUUUUUUGCCUUAACUUUUUUCUACAUGGCUGAUGGAGGGUUACUUUCAUCAUCAGAGCAAUCACUAUCUGUUUUGGGUAUAACAAGAGAUCGUUGAUGACGUUGAAAUUGUCUAGGGGACACAUAUUCACUAUCAGAAUCGGAAGCUAAUUCAUCAUCACUAAACGAGACGUCCCCAGAGAUAGUAUUAACAUAUUUGUGAGAGCCAUAAAAACGAACAGGAUCCAUUCUCCACCUCUUCCAAAUCUCUUUUGAAAAAUGUGUUUAUGGACACUGAUUGAAUUUCACACAAGCGCUUAGAAAACUGAGGUUAUAUCGAAAAUGACGUUAGACAUAGACAACAAAAAAUAUUUUCGUAUUGCCAACAAAACAAUUAUAAUGUUCAGUGUAGUUAUUGCUUGUGCGAUAUAACGUGAAAAAAAUAUUAAAACUGGUGAACCAUAUAUGGAUUUAUCUGCGGUAGAGGGUUAAGACAUAUUUGCAGAUUCUAAAAAUCAGAAACUAUUGUUUCACAUGUCCUAUACCUCAGCUUAUAAGAAAUUGCACUUCAACAUAAAAACUUGGUUAUAAAAGCAGCACACAGGAGGAGUUGUUGACUAGGAUUUUAGAAAAAGUCAAAAUUUCAUUUAAAGGGAAAAUAUAUAACUAUCUUUAAAAACUUUUUUUUUAAUAAAAGUAGCUUGCACAUGUGGUUAUCUGUAUCAGUAUAAAUAAAUUAAUUUCUUACAAAUUAUUGCCUCUGUAGGUGUUUUUAAGUUAUGGACUGUGUUUAUAGCAUUAAGACUUUUUAUACUAGCAAUGUUGACUAUUUCUAGGAAUGUUGGUUUUCUUUUGCCAACUUUAUCAGUUUUGAAAGAAAGUUAAUUUUUUAUUAUUUCUUUGAAAUAGUUGAUUUUAAUUGAUUUAAUAAAAAACUUGUAUUUAUAA
Diorhabda carinulata is the source of this 4586-nucleotide messenger RNA. RefSeq names its product zinc transporter foi (gene foi). Gene Ontology annotation, cellular component: membrane. NCBI's taxonomy places the organism in Eukaryota, Metazoa, Arthropoda, Insecta, Coleoptera, Chrysomelidae. Gene Ontology annotation, molecular function: zinc ion transmembrane transporter activity. The record is from RefSeq and is a predicted model, not a curated record. Gene Ontology annotation, biological process: intracellular zinc ion homeostasis; zinc ion import across plasma membrane. Bases 201 to 2111 code for a protein of 636 amino acids. The transcript has 8 exons.